This is a messenger RNA of Penaeus indicus, 523 nucleotides long. Its product is annotated as pro-resilin-like. The record is from RefSeq and is a predicted model, not a curated record. The transcript is spliced from 3 exons. Gene Ontology annotation, cellular component: extracellular matrix. Lineage: Eukaryota; Metazoa; Arthropoda; Malacostraca; Decapoda; Penaeidae. Bases 33 to 416 code for a protein of 127 amino acids.
UGACCGACAUCAGUUCUUUCUGAAACGCCAAUAUGAACACCAAGGUCCUCAUCCUUCUCGGUUUGGCAGCCUUUGCCUCUGCAGACAGCUUUGAAUCCUACGAAUACAGGCCACCACAUAGGUCUUCUGAGGAAUCUUACGAGUCAGGUGAGGCCAAGUACGACUUCCAAUGGGCUGUGAGCGACGACUCCUCAAGCAACGAGUUCGGACACCAGGAGGCCCGUGACGGCGACCACACCCAGGGAUCCUACUACGUGCAGCUCCCCGACGGCCGCCUCCAGACCGUCAAGUACUUCGUGGACGGCGACUCCGGCUACGUGGCUGAGGUCAACUACGAGGGCGAGGCUUCCUUCGAAUCUGGUUCAUCCGAAUCUCGCGAAUACAGAUAUGUUUACGACUCCAAUGAGUCCAAGUGAAAAACUAGUCAUGUUUGAAAUAUGUGAGGUGUUAGUGACCACUAUUAGAUACAUUAUUUAUUUUGUAGAAACAUAUCAGCAUAUAUAUACAUAAAUGACAAUCAUUA